Messenger RNA from Racocetra fulgida, 1646 nucleotides. Lineage: Eukaryota; Fungi; Glomeromycota; Glomeromycetes; Diversisporales; Gigasporaceae. The record is from the annotation of a GenBank genome assembly.
AAUCCGAAUGACUAAUAUUCGUAUAACUCCUGGUGAACUUGUUGUAACAGGUACUAUUGUACCAGAACUUCACUAUGGUCCAUACUUACGCGAUUGGUGGAUCUUUUCUAAAGACAGUCAAAAUGUAUCAUAUGCGAUUCCAUUACGUCUAGGACUUGAAAUUAUGAUACAGCUUAAUAAAAGAUCUUUUAUUAUUCGCGUGGUUCGUUAUAUACAUAGUCACUUACAGCCUGGUUAUAUAUGCGAAGGUGAUGGGCAAAGUAGUGGUAUUGUUACGAGUUCUUCUAUGGCAAUUACAUCUGUUUACCAAGCCGUUUUUGGCACUAAAGCAAAAUUUGCAGGUCUUUCAUAUUUAGGUUUAGAACAACCCAAAACAUCUCAAAAAUUAUUAGAAGGUGUUGUUUUUUAUCCAUUUAUUAUUGAAAUAGAAAAUUUAUCUAUUUUUGUUGGUUCUCUUGGUAAAAUUACACAUCCCAAUCAAAAAACGAUUGGUUACAAUUAUACAUCUUCAUUAUUUUAUAAGUACAAAGCAAAGCAAUCGGUUUUUUUUCAAAGUAUAAAAAAUGAUAGUUUAUACUCAAUUGAAAUUUAUCAAAAUAGUCAAAUUAUAGCAAAGUUUAAUGAAAAUUCGCCCAAUGCUGUUUGGCAUAAAACUGGUGUGCUAAAAUCUAUUUCGGGGGACACUUUAUUUGGUGUAAACCACCCACUAACCUUACAAAAACUCGAUCAAACAAAAUUUUCCCAUCAAAAAUUAAUGCCUGACAAAUGUACAUUAGCAGAUUGGGACAACAAAAUGAUUAUGGAACAUUUCUUUGACUUACACUUAAAAAAAGCGGUUGGUAAAUCCAUUGAAGAAUGGCAUCGGGUAUUUCAAAUUUGGAAGCAACAAAAAAGCAAUGUAAUUGAAUUACAUACCCACCUUAAUAAAGUAUACGGUUUGGAUCAUGAACUUCGGGAACGUGAAGCACGAGCAUGGCGAGCGAUUUUUUGUGCAGUAGGAUGCACAAAUAUUACUCCAUAUAACAAACAAAUCUCUAAGAAUCUAAGCGGAACAUCUAUAGCGCAUAUAGAACCAAAUCGUAACAAAAUGGUAGAUGAAUCAAUAUUAUUAAUGGAUCAAGACAAUGUAGAAAUAAGAGCUGAUGUCAAUAAAAAAAAAUUCAAAACUAUACCCGGCAUUUCUAAAUGGUUUGAGUGGUCCUGGCCCAUAACGGGUCAAUUUGCAGGAUAUAUUCGUGCUCGUUCCCUUCCUCACAUAGGUGUGUGGACUGAUUUCCGACCUGAACAAAUUGCUACCUUCUAUAACAGACCAUCGCCGAUAUUUUCUGAGCCGUCUAAACCCAAAACCGCUUGGACAAUGCCAAUUCAUAAAAGAACAGGCAAGAAUGCUCAUGUGUUAUAUUUAAUUGGCAAAAAAAAUGGUUUUUUUUUAGCGGGAAAUUUGAAAGCAGAAGAUCGUUACUCACCUGAAGGCAUGCAUGCCAGCUUAGAGGACUUAGCCGCAAAUGGAGAACUUACUUUUGAGGAAAUACCAUCAGUGAAAACUAUAAAAGGUUGGAUAGGAAGAUACAGUGCAAAUUUCAAAAAAGAAGCGUCAGAAAACGCACUGUUAAAGAAUAGUGAUCAUACCGAAACGACUAAUAAAC